AGGGAGGAAGAGACAGUAAUACAUGUCCAGACAUAUUCUAGGGCACAGCAACAAAGGGCGUGCCCAUCCAGCCAGCUGAAUGAUGAGUGAUUUACUCUCCUCUUAUUUCCCCUCUUUUACCCUUUUGGGACGCGUAUAAGGACAUGGGCAGUCUCCCAAGUUGCUAUAUAAAGUAAUUAAAGAGUAACUAAAGAGUAACUCUCUGACUUCGUACACUGUACGUGCUCGCUAGUAGCUACCCACUAUGGUAAAAAAAUCAUUCCUCCGUAUCCCUAAACUUUAAUUCUAUCCCUUUCUUUCUACCCUCAUCAUCAGCUAUAUAAGAUAGAAUUGAAGAUACAUAGAUCCAUACUCCUCCGAUCCGUGAAAGAAGGGAAGUUAAUAUACUCCAUUUUCAUAAGCUUGAAGAUCUGAUCUGUGGUGGGUAGAUCGAUGGUGAGGGAGAAGAUAAAUAUUAAGAAGAUCGACAGCCUAACGGCCCGGCAGGUGACGUUCUCGAAGAGGAGAAGAGGGCUCCUCAAGAAGGCGGAGGAGCUCGCCGUCCUCUGCGACGCCGGCCUCGCUCUCAUCAUCUUCUCCGCCACCGGAAAGCUCUUCCAAUAUGCUAGCUCCAAUAUGAAUGAUGUGCUCGAAAAGUACAAAUUACACUCGAGCAACCUUGGAGAAUCAAGCCAGCCCUCUCUUGAACUUGAGGCAGAAGAAGGCCUUCAUGGAGCAGUAACCAAGGAGGUUGCAGACAUGAUGGCUUAUGAGCUAAGGAACCUAAAGGAGGAGGACCUUGAAGGAUUAAGCUUUGAGGAACUAUAUGAGUUGGAGAAAAAGCUUGAAGAUGAAUUGUCACGUGUGAUAGAGAUUAAGGGUAAAAGAACUAUGGCCGAGAUUGCCAAUCUUGAAAGAAAGGAUACUGAGUUGAUGGAAGAAAAUCAACGAUUGAAGCAAAAGAUGGAAAGCAUAAAUGACAGGCAAUCAUCGGAGUCCACCACCGCAACUUUCGCCUGUAGUAGUGGCACAUACUGCUUGAAGACGAUUGCUUUGAGACAUCCUUGAAACUAGGGUUACCUUUUAACUAAGCUUCCAGAACGAGCAAUAUGCAUGCAUGGGCGCAAUCGACGUAUUAGAUACUUCAUAAUUUUCUCACUAUGUGUGUCCUAAGUUGUGUAAUGUGGCGCAUGUUAAUUAUAAUGUAAGGAUAAAGAUUUGAAAAAACAGAUGAUAUAUAUAAGAAUUGAACUUAUGUAGUUUAUUCAUAAGUGAUGGUCGGAAUUUGGAUGAUAAUUGUGAUGUGACAAUAUUCUCUGAUUGUAAUGUAGAUUUUCAAGUGUUCAAACUUGAACUAAGAAUAUAAUUGUGUGGAUUAAAUUAUUGUAAGGAAUAAAAUGUGUGUAUGUGUCUUAUUUGUUUGCGUGUAAAUGUGUUAACAUUCACCUGA
Molecule: messenger RNA, 1429 nt
Organism: Cuscuta epithymum
Lineage: Eukaryota; Viridiplantae; Streptophyta; Magnoliopsida; Solanales; Convolvulaceae
Source: the annotation of a GenBank genome assembly